Sapajus apella (tufted capuchin) is the source of this 5877-nucleotide messenger RNA. RefSeq names its product RNA demethylase ALKBH5. Gene Ontology annotation, molecular function: oxidative RNA demethylase activity. Gene Ontology annotation, biological process: mRNA processing; mRNA export from nucleus. Gene Ontology annotation, cellular component: nucleus. The transcript has a single exon. NCBI's taxonomy places the organism in Eukaryota, Metazoa, Chordata, Mammalia, Primates, Cebidae. The record is from RefSeq and is a predicted model, not a curated record. The coding region runs from base 1485 to 2258 and encodes 257 amino acids.
UUAAUUGUAGAGAUGGGGUCGCCAUGUUGGCCAGGUUGGUCUCGAACUCCUAGGCUCAAGUGAUCCGUGCCCCUCGGCCUUGCAAAGUGCUGGGAUUACAGGCGUGAGACCCCGCGCCCGGCCACGCCUUUGCUGACUGCUUCAAAACUUUUUCGAAUUGACUUCAGUCAUUAUAGCUUAGCUUUAUCCUUGCUCCCGUUCAAUUCCUGGAGUUUUCUUCCGCCGUUGCCGGAGGAGGUGCCUCCACGCUCAUCUCCAGCACCCAGGAGGCUUGACGCCACCCCAGCGCGCCCCCGCGCCAGCCGUCACCGGGACGUGACUCGCGGAACGUCUGCUCCGGGCGGCGGCGGCCGCGACAGCAGGCUGGCUUGUACCCCUACAACGCGUGUCCGGCUUCUGCCUGACAUUCCUAUCUGGGUUCCGAGCUGGGGCCGGGUGCUCUCGGUCCCGCAAUCUGAGAAGUUUUCGCGAGUUUUAGAAGUUUCCUUAGGUAUCCUGAGGGCUUUCCUCAGCGGAGUCUCCAUUCAGGCACUUAUUCAGCCACCCAUUUCCCCUUUAGGGGUCCUCGCUGCUCUCCCAGCAGCUAAUUAAGUGACGGACGCAGUAGCCUAGGAGACUGCCUGAUUGACGGGCAUAAUUACCAACCGACUUCCGGAAACUCCAGUCAGGGCCUGCCCCGCGCGUGACCGACGGCCCAAUUAAAGAAGUGGAAGUGCCAAAGGGGGAGGUAACGGGGCGGCCUGGGUUGUGGCGGUUCCCUGGUGAUUGCACGCUGGGGUUGAGGCGUCUGCCGACAUUCGGACGAUGCCGUGACGCGGCAUGGCGACACUGUUGGCUGUGUGAGCGCACCCUGUAGAGGGAGCCCUUCGGUCCUGGAGGCGGCGCGGCGUGGAGACAGGUUGCUGUUUGAGAGCGCUCCCUCGAAGCCCCUCAGCGAGUGGGGGAGGGGCGGCGGACGGCGAGCGGUCCCGGUCUGCGCUUGCGCCGGCGCCUCUGCCGACCCGGCCUGCACGCACGCGCAUGCCUGUAGCGCGCGGAGCCGCGGUGGCCGGCAGCACUACGCUUGCGCGGUGAGGAACCCGCUAAGGAGCGGCGCUGGCGGACGUCGGGCUGGCGGCCCGUGACGUCGUGAAGAGAGCUUUAAAGUGCGGGCCGGGCCGAGCGUCCGAGGGUCUGGUCUGGAGUCGGGCCGCGUCUCCACAGCAGCCCUCCGCGGCAUGAGGCGCUGCCGGCGCCCCUGCCCCCCGGGACGUGGAGAAGGUGGAGGAGGAAAAAGCCCCGUUGUCGUUGCAUGACCCGCCGCCCCUGAGGCCCGACCCCACGCCUGGACCCUCGACGCCCCCCCGCCGGGUCUCCAGCUCACGUAUGGGAGUUCGGCGCUAAGGACCCCCUUUCCCUCCGGGGUCCCCGGGGCGCGUCCCCCUAGAGCCAUGCCUGGCUGCCCCGCCCGCCCCGGAGGACCCUAGAGCAGCGUCGUGGGGGCCAUGGCGGCCGCCAGCGGCUACACGGACCUGCGUGAGAAGCUCAAGUCCAUGACGUCCCGGGACAACUACAAGGCCGGCAGCCGGGAGGCCGCCGCUGCAGCUGCCGCCGCCGUAGCCGCCGCGGCCGCGGCCGCCGCCGCCGCCGAACAUUACCCGGUGUCCGGGGCCAAGCGCAAGUAUCAGGAGGACUCGGACCCCGAGCGCAGCGACUACGAGGAGCAGCAGCUGCAGAAGGAGGAGGAGGCGCGCAAGGUGAAGAGCGGCAUCCGCCAGAUGCGCCUCUUCAGCCAGGACGAGUGCGCCAAGAUCGAGGCCCGCAUCGACGAGGUGGUGUCCCGCGCUGAGAAGGGCCUGUACAACGAGCACACGGUGGACCGGGCCCCACUGCGCAACAAGUACUUCUUUGGCGAAGGCUACACUUACGGCGCCCAGCUGCAGAAGCGCGGGCCCGGCCAGGAGCGCCUCUACCCGCCGGGCGACGUGGACGAGAUCCCCGAGUGGGUGCACCAGCUGGUGAUCCAAAAGCUGGUGGAGCACCGCGUCAUCCCCGAGGGCUUCGUCAACAGCGCCGUCAUCAACGACUACCAGCCCGGCGGCUGCAUCGUGUCUCACGUGGACCCCAUCCACAUCUUCGAGCGCCCCAUCGUGUCCGUGUCCUUCUUUAGCGAUUCUGCGCUGUGCUUCGGCUGCAAGUUCCAGUUCAAGCCUAUUCGGGUGUCGGAACCAGUGCUUUCCCUGCCGGUGCGCAGAGGGAGCGUGACUGUGCUCAGGUAACCCACCUGGGUGGAGGGGGCGGCCCUGCGCCUGCUGCCUUAACUACCCACCCUGGCCCAGAAAGCAGCAGCCCAGUAGGAGCAAGAGAAGGGUUCUGUGUUUAAAUACCUAUAGCAAGAAAAUAGGGCUCAGGGAACUGAUGUGGAAAUCCUGUGCCCGAAGGCAGGUUUGACAGGAUCACUGACUUGGCUGAGAAUUCAUUGAACGCCAUCUUUUCAAAAGGCUAAGACGUUUCCCUUUGAUUUCUCAGUUUUCCUUUCUGGCCUUCCAUUUCCAAAUCUAUACUUUUAAAAAAUGUUUUUUGAAUUUACUAUCUAAAAGUCUUUCUUGUUCUGUCAUUUUUGGUUUCCUUAACAGAAAAUGUUCAUGGAUUCCUUAACAGAGAAAAUAGUCACAGGCAAAGGCCCCAGAGAUUAUUUAAUUGAAGCACAUUCUCCAUUCCCAGGAAGGGGAGUGACUUCCCUGGAGUUGGACAAAUUAGUGGUUGGGCUAGGAAUAGAGAGCAGCACACUCUUAGAAUUCUUCCCGCUUGGCUGCAAAAGAGCCCAUCAGUUCUUCGUAAGAACGUGUUACCUGUAGUCAGGACUGAAUACAACAGAAUACAGCUGGUCUCUUGACUGUGUGUUUGGCCUUAUAGUUGCAUGAGCAACAGAACUUAGGCUUUUGGCCUAUAUUUGGUCCCACAUCCUACUGAGAAUUAGCUCAGUGCCCUGGCCCCCAGAGGAGGUUGCCAGUGGGAACACCUCUACUGUUUAUGUGAAGUGAAAACUUACUUGGAAGCUGCAUUCUCCAGUCCUGAAAAAGGUAAACCUAGUAAUAUAAUUCAGUAAUCCCCAAAACCUCUUAGGUCUAGCCUGCAGCUGUUUUCAGAGCAGCUUGGUUGACCACCACCAAAUACAGGGUGAGGGCCCAAUGGGCUUUUGUCGUGAGCAGCUCAGGUUCUGAAGUGAGUCAGCAGGGCCAAAGUCAUGAGGAGCAGCAGGAUCCCUGGAACCUUCUUCAUAUCAUAAGGGCAGGCCAUCUAUCUCAUUUGAGUCGAGCAGCUGAGGCUGCUUCCAUGUUGGGGAUGGCAGCAGAGCCUUGUGCUAAGACCUCCUGUCAGUAGUAGCAGAAGCGAUACUUUGGCUCCUUAGGCAUCUGAAACCUGGAGGACAACCUACCUGUCAGAUGCCUUCUUAUCAUGGGCUUCUGAGCUUCUCAGAUCUGUGUGGCAUUCCCAGAUGGAUGUCUUGGCAGAAUGCUUUAAGAUUUUAAGGGAUUUCCAGGACACACCCUCCCACAGUGCUCAAUGUGUAAGGCAGGUUGGGGUCUGACUCCAUUGAAGGGAUGUCAGUGCUAAAACGACCUCAUACAAGGACCAUUUGGUCUUUUAGUGGGAUAUUUUCUGUGUGGUCAUUGGCCCUCAGGGUAGUUGUCAGGAGGGUCUAGUAGUGGUCUGGUACUUAAUAAGAUCACAAGGCAUUUUUGGUUUUGGGACUCUUCCUCUUCUUAACACAUGCACACCCUGGAUUGAAGAAGAGAAGUUUUGAGUUCUUAGCAUGCAGGUCUGUUAGUGAUCAGUAACAGGAUUGCAUCAUCAAGAAAAGAAUUUUCCUCAGAAUAGUCCUAAAGCUUUCUCAGUCCUUGUCAACCCCUUCUGGAUUCAGACUUGGCUGUGGAGUUAGUGUGGGAGGCUCAGCCAUGUCCUGAAAAGUGCUGCCCCAGGCUUUGAAUCCAGCUUUUCUGUCUUUUGCUUUAGGAUCUUGUAGGCGUUCUCUGAGCUGGCUUUCCCAUCUGUAAGUGGGGACGAUGCCAAUUUCAGAAGCCUAUUAGAAUGAAAUAUGGUUAUUUGUUGUCUAAGAUAGGGCCUGGCACAGGGUAGGUACUUAAAUGGGUGAUUGCUUUCAUAUACAACCACUCAGUGAUCCCCUGCUCUCUCAUUGGGGAAGGAAGUAGGGAUUUGGUGGAGCCUGAAACAUGGUUAUUUCCCUUCAUGGAGUUCAAGCCCUGUGGAGGCUUCAGGCAGGUGGGUAAGUUAUGGCCCGGGAAGGUAACUACAGAAGCACACUGAAGUGGGGGGACGUCUUUCCCACUUUGGAGUGAUGGAAGUUUUGGGGAGGAAGUGAACUGGAAUUUGAAAAGUGACUAGGAAUGAGCCAGGUGGAGAAAGUAUACAACAGCAGCGUCUUUGGCUGCAGUAACAGGAGUGACCGUAGGUAAGAGUGGCUGGAUGUUGAUGGGAGGCAGAUGGAGUUCAUUAAUAGAGAUUGUGGUUGAGGAUGCUCUGGUGAACUCUAGAUCAGGGCUUCUCAACAGUGCUAUUGUUAUUUGGGACUUGAUAAUUCUUUAUUGUGUGGGGCUGUUCAGGCAUUGUAGACUGUAGCCGCAUUCCUGGCCUCUAUCUCCUAGGUGCCAAUAGUGGUUUUUAUGACAACCAGAAAGUCUCCAGACACUGCCAAAUGCUGGGGCAGGGGAAGUGCAGAAUCAUCCUUAGUUGAGAGUCACUGCUCUAGAGUCUGGACCCUUCCACUAAUUAAAUCUUCUCACAGCUGCUUACCUAGUUUACCUGGUUUGCAGGUGGAUGAACACCUGCCUAUUAGUAGUGCCCCUCAUCAAAUCCUGCAUGUAAACUGGUAAGAAGUGAUGCUUUCUCUCGUUUCCUGGUACAGAUCCUAGCCCAGAGGUGAUGAGCAGUAAAGCUGCAGAUUGGAAGGGAGGACCAGUGAAAACAGUGGUGCCGUGAAGAUAGGGAGGGAUUCCAGUAGUAAGCAUCUUAGCCAGACUUCAAUUGGUGGUGGUGGCAAUGGUGUCUGUACCCGUCCAAGACAACAUGGUAGGAAUAAAAUUUUAUAUUUAAUAGUAAUCAGCAUGGAUGUCGGUGCGUUGCAAACAUUGACUCAGCAGUGUCUAAACCUGGGCAUUUAGAGCAAGGCGUCAUGGAAUCUUCUGGAAGUGUUGCAAAUUCCUUUCCAAACCUAGUGGGCAGUUGUUUCUGUAACCUUCCCAUGUUAGGCCUGGGUGGGUCCCCUCUUAAUGCUGUCAUCUAGGGAAAUAUUUUUUUACCUUCAUAUCACUUUAUCUGUCAUUCCUUCUCCUGUUCUCUGUUGGCUGAAUGGGGCAGAUUAAAACAGAGUCCGAUUGGAUUAAUUAGAAUAAUUACCUCAAGGCUAAUUGCUUGCUUGCCGACUUCUUUAAUCAUUGCUACAUGGUCUGUGGUGUGGUGGCCACAGGCCCAGAGACCCAGGCCUAGGCCAGCCGUCUGGAAAUGACUGUGUAUCACCCAGCCACAGGGCAUGCACUGGUGAGCUCAGCCUGUGACUUUUCCAGUUAACAGUUGGUAUUGGAUGGAGUGGGCACCCUUGUCAGUUCUGGGAUAAAGGCUGAUCUUGUUCAGCUGGUUGAAAGCAAAAUUUAGCUUUCUGGCUUAAAAUAGUUGAGAAAGUAGGGCAGAUAGGUCCUAGGCCACAUCUCUCGUGUGGACUCUCUCUGAUUCCACUGGAGGGGGAGGAACCACAGGAUGAAGUCAGGGCUGUGCACCGUCAGGAGGAGCUCUGGACCUGGGGGUUGGCUGCCCUACCAAAUCCUGACAAGAAGGCAGGGGGCAGCGAAAGAAAGGAAGCUAGCAGUGAACCAUGGUCUC